This is a messenger RNA of Cylicostephanus goldi, 1524 nucleotides long. Lineage: Eukaryota; Metazoa; Nematoda; Chromadorea; Rhabditida; Strongylidae. The record is from the annotation of a GenBank genome assembly.
GAAACUACGACAUUUACAUAUUCUACCAUGACAACCACACCACAUGUGAAAGAUAGCCAGCAGUUCACAGUGGUCUUCAACCCCGCUUCAGCGGAGGCCAUAGAAGAGGAAUCAACAACAUCCAUACCCACUUCAUCAGAUGAUCCCCUUACUGAAAAAACAAAUCUAGAAUCACAACUAUUAUCGAUUCUCAACGACACUGUCAAAGAACACGAAAAGAGUUGGGAUAAAAUAGCGGAGGCGAAGAAAUCCAUGGAAAAGAUCGUCAAGGAACGUGAUUUUGUGGUAGAAACAACUUCGAAAAAAUUCGCAACUUCACAGGAAGAUGAUGAGACGACAAUUGAAAAUGGAAGCAUAAACUCUGUAGAAGCUGUAGCGGAAGCAGCGCUCCGAAAUGCGCUGAAGGAAAGGGAUGAUAAAACCGAAGAAUUCGUAGAGCAUUCAAAAGCCUUCGCAGCCACCUUACUGAGUGAUGAAAAGAAGUCAGCUGAUGAGACCGAUGCAGAUCCAGAAAUCACAUCCCCUGCUACCGCAACGGAAUUUACCAGCACAACUACUGAAGAAAGUUCAGCGGUUAAUGAGGAAAAUGAAGAAACCACAACGGAAGCGCUUGAGACCACGACUGGCGUCGUGACUCCGCAAGUGCCUGUGCUGCCACCACCCAGCAUUCUCAGCACUGACGAAGCCGCGGAAGUCAGUGAGGUGCUGUCACUGAUCGAAGCAGAUGAAAGAGCAGAGAACGCUGAUGGUGGACCAAGUUCUGAUGAAAUCAGACGUCUUCGAGAACACACGCGCGCAAAAAUAAUGUCUUUCCUACAACGAAGAGUUGAGAAACUGACCGCUGAAUUGGAUAAAACGACGGAAAGCCGGGUAACGACAUCUACUACAGUACCCCCUACAACAGAAGUCACAGAGGCCACUACCUCUACUACAGUACCCUCGACGACUGAAGAAGUGACAGAACCUACUACUAACGCUACCACUGUUACCACUACUAUUACCACUACUACUAUGAUCGACACAACGGAAGAAACGGAGAAAAGCACAGAAUCGAAAGAAGAUUCUACCACAACCAAGGAGCUCACCACUUCCAGCACUAAAGCGACAAGUACGACUGAGGGAAAAUCUGAAGAAGUUGCUAUGGUAGCAUUCAAACAAAUUCCUGAAGCUGAGGAGGAGGAUCCUAAUGACGUUUGUUGGGGAAUGGAACUUUAUCAUAUAAAUUUUGUAAGAGCAUAUUUGGAGUAUAUCCUUUCAGCAGCAGAAGAACUUGAAACCACUACGACAACAACUGCAGUGCCAAAAAGUGGGACCACGGUCUAUAAUUUACAUGCCUCAGCCAAUGCUCAAGCCGAUCCGAAGCUAGCCAAUGUCAUAACUCCAAUUGCUGGAAUACUUGACAACAUAGGUCCGAUCAUCGCACCACUGAUACGAUCGCGACUUGCGGCUGCAAAACGGGAGUACGAACUUACGAGCCCAGCGGAAGAGAUCUACUUCAACACUCGCCAGGUGAAAACUCGAUAA